Molecule: messenger RNA, 909 nt
Organism: Verticillium nonalfalfae
Lineage: Eukaryota; Fungi; Ascomycota; Sordariomycetes; Glomerellales; Plectosphaerellaceae
Exons: 4
Coding region: 1-909 (302 amino acids)
Molecular function (GO): ubiquitin protein ligase activity; zinc ion binding
Source: RefSeq, a predicted model, not a curated record
AUGGGUGUUGAGAGCACGUGGGGAGAAUAUUCAUGGGCGGUCCCCAGCUCCUGCUCCUCGACCCUUUCCGAUCCUCCUGGCUCAGAGUAUGAGCCUGAACCAUCCUCACCUACCCAUGAUGGGACCAACCGACCUGCCACCACAGCAGCUGCCGUUGUGGCUCCGGUAACGCCUCUGCAAAGCGGCCUAAGGCAUACUUUUCUCAGCCAGGAGGAGCCAUCCGAUGGCAGCCCUCCUGUCAAGAAGAAGAGAACCACUCGCGAGACUAAAUCUACCAAAGGCUACCCCCAAGAUAUUGCCCGCCUCACCCGCUUUGGCAAGGGUACCUAUGCCAUUGGCCACGGCCCGCUCCCUGACGAUAUCGACUGGACCCAGAUACCGGUGCCCGUAAUCAAGGAACAGCUGUUCAUGCGGGACAAGAGCUGGGUGGCACCUGCCGAGGCAGAGCUCGGUCUCACACACGAGGCCGCAUUCGAGGUCGGUGAUGGAAUCGCCGCCCAGCAGCGCCCAGGUGGCUUUCGCAAGGGCGCCAACGAGAAGACUCAUGCAUCUACGAAGAAGGCCCUCACACAGCGCAUGAUCUUGGUCAAGCGUCAGGACACCAUUGAGUGGGAUGACUGGGGCUCUUAUGACCCCGCGAAUACCAACUCUGCCGACUUCUACAUUCGCGGUUCUGACAAGACGUACUGCAUCACCAUCAACAAUUCGCCCAAGUGCGAGUGUCCUGCCAAGAAAUACAACCCCCAAAACCACUGCAAGCACAUCAUAUAUGUCCUAGUUCACAUUCUGCGAGCGCCUGAGGCUCUCAUAUAUCAAAAAACACUCCUUGACGACGAAAUCCGGGCACUCCUGACGCAAGGCCAAACCUCCGUCCUACCUUGGACCAGAUCAACAAUGAUCCAACCAUGA